ACUUUUUGAAAAAUUAAAUCCUUUUCUUUUUUGCCCCCUCUUAUAAGUCACCAACUUCUCCUUUUAAAAACCAUGUACAAAUCUCUUUAGCAAGGAAUCAAACCGAUGCAAAUUUCAAUGCCAACUGUCGACAGUAGAAAAAAUAUGCAGCCCACUUCACACAUUAAAUUAAAAUAUAUGUCAAAUUUCCCCCAAUUUUUUUAAAAUUUGAUCGCUGUCUUUUUUUUCCGCAAGUUCACAACUAUUAAUCUCCAAAUUCAUCUCUCUCGGAAGAAUAAAAUCGAAAAUGGCUUAAUAUAAAUAAAAACCCCACUUCUCAAAAUUGAAAAUACACACACACACACACACUCCACCAGAAAAGAAAAGAAAAAAAAAACCUAUCCUUGAAGCUGAUACACACACACACACAUAUAUAUAUAGAUUCAUUACACAGAAAUGAAUUAAUGCAUAGAGAAAAAGAAUGGCGGCGGUUGGAUCAUCACCAGCAACAUUUCAGUACCACUCGGAAUGCAGAUGGUACAACCGGUAUAGCUCAUGAUUCGUAGUGGUGAAAAUGGCCUUCUUUCACUCCAAUUUCAUGCUUCAAAUCCCUCAUCAAGAUGAACACAGCCAGCCUUCAACAUCUCUAGCCCCAAUUCUUCCCCCUCACGAUUUUCAUGGAGUGGCUUCGCUGCUAGCAAAGAGGCCUCAGACGAUGGCGUUCUCGAGCGGCAUCGAGGAGGAGAUGCACAACAACAACAACGGCGGCAGCGUCGGGGACGACGACUUCUCCGACGACGGGUCGCAGAUCGGGGAGAAGAAGCGGCGGCUGAACAUGGAGCAGGUGAAAACCCUAGAGAAGAAUUUCGAGCUCGGGAACAAGCUCGAGCCCGAGCGCAAAAUGCAGCUGGCCCGGGCCCUCGGGCUCCAGCCCCGCCAGAUCGCCAUCUGGUUCCAGAACAGAAGGGCCCGGUGGAAGACAAAGCAGUUGGAGAAAGACUACGAGAUCCUCAAACGACAGUUUGAAGCUGUUAAGGCCGAGAACGACGCUCUCCACUCACACAAUCACAAGCUUCACGCUCAGAUAGUGGCCCUAAAGAACAGAGAGCCGACGGAAUCCAUCAACCUGAACAAGGAAACGGAGGGCUCCUGCAGCAAUCGGAGCGAGAACAGCUCGGAGAAUGUCAAGCUGGAUAUCUCGAGGACUCAGGCGAUCGACAGCCCGAUCUCGGGGCGGCAGCUCUUCCCGCCGUCGCUGAGGCCGGCCGCGGCGCAGCAGCUCUUCCACAACUCGAAAAUGGAGCACGCCGUUAAGGAAGAGAGCUUGUGUAAUAUGUUUGUGGGGAUGGAUGAUCAGACAGGAUUCUGGCCGUGGUUAGAGCAGCAGCAGUUCAAUUAAAAUCAAAUUAAUUGCGUUUAAUUAAAUCUGGAAAAGGUUUCAUUAAAUUAAAUCUGCAACGGUGAAGAUGGUAUGGUGCUUGUGGAAUGGGGAGAAGUUUGAAUAUUUUGUUGAUCAGUUGAUGAUCGAUUUUUUUUUAUUAUUUUUUUUUCUUUCUUUCUUGGUUUUAAUUUGUUGUACAAAUUAGUAAAAGUUAAUAUCGCACGGUUGGGAGACUUUUCGGAUUCGAAUAUUUGAGGAGUAAAAUUUACUGAAUUAUUAUUUAUUUA
Messenger RNA from Salvia miltiorrhiza (redroot sage), 1647 nucleotides. RefSeq names its product homeobox-leucine zipper protein ATHB-13-like. The coding region runs from base 554 to 1378 and encodes 274 amino acids. Gene Ontology annotation, biological process: positive regulation of DNA-templated transcription. The transcript is spliced from 3 exons. NCBI's taxonomy places the organism in Eukaryota, Viridiplantae, Streptophyta, Magnoliopsida, Lamiales, Lamiaceae. Gene Ontology annotation, molecular function: DNA-binding transcription factor activity, RNA polymerase II-specific; sequence-specific DNA binding. Gene Ontology annotation, cellular component: nucleus. The record is from RefSeq and is a predicted model, not a curated record.